Messenger RNA from Didymosphaeria variabile, 639 nucleotides. RefSeq lists its product as uncharacterized. The record is from RefSeq and is a predicted model, not a curated record. The transcript has 2 exons. NCBI's taxonomy places the organism in Eukaryota, Fungi, Ascomycota, Dothideomycetes, Pleosporales, Didymosphaeriaceae. The coding region runs from base 1 to 639 and encodes 212 amino acids.
AUGACCACAGUUGCUUUGUUCUAUUCUAAAUCUCGCACAAUUCAAGGCAUAUAUAACGAAUUCGUCCCAACAGAAGUAGCGGACCGGCUCUUCUUUAGCGGGCCUGCUGUCCUCGGCCGUACUAUGGGCAACAAGGUGUUACGCAAUAAAGCAGAGAAGGCCUGGGAGAGGUUUGAGGCUUUGAAAAGAGCCGGGUUCAGGAUUGAUGAAGAAGGUGACAUGUCAUACUACAUCUUUGAAAGACUGGGCGGUCAUUACAUGGAUGUGGGCGCUUCUGCUAAGAUUUCUAAAGGAUUGGUAAGUGGGUCGUACUACUCGUUCGGAGAGAUAGCGCGCCAUCGUACUCGGAUUGAUGUUGACCAAGGGGCUGACUUCGAACUCAUGUUUCAGAUCAAAAUCGUCUCCGACACCCUUCCCACUCGGUACACGCCAGAUGGCCUUGAAUGUUCCAAUGGCCAACACAUCCCCGCAGACGUUGUUGUCUUUGCGACAGGCUUUGUCGGGAAUCUUCGCUUAGUCGUCGCCGAUAUCUUCGGAUCGGAGCUUGCAGGACAAUUGGAUGACUACUGGGGCUUAGAUGACGAAGGUGAAUUGAAAGGUGCAUUCAAGUUCAGUGGGCGUAAGUUCCUCGUCAAUUAA